AUGAUUUUCUUGAUAUUGUUGUUGAUUGGCGGUGUUGAGAGUAUCAAAAGUUGUAUAGCGAAAGAGCCGGUGAUAGAACCGGAAUGUUGGCUUCACUGUCAUCCACUUUUGAGUCCAUAUGUUUCGGUGGAGAUUUGUUGCAGCAUUGCUGGUCACCGUUUGUCCGGGACUUGUUCGCCGGAUGGGAAAGCGAUUUGCGAAUGUGCUGGUGACUCACCGUUUGAGGAAUAUUUGCCAAUCAAGAAA
This is a messenger RNA of Mesorhabditis belari, 246 nucleotides long. The record is from the annotation of a GenBank genome assembly. Lineage: Eukaryota; Metazoa; Nematoda; Chromadorea; Rhabditida; Rhabditidae.